AUGCUUUCCUCAAUUGAGAAUUUAUUCCAGAUAGAUGAGUUGGUACGGGCUAUUGAGGAGGAAAGAGAUAUAAUAGCUGAGCAGUUACAGGAAUGCACAAAUGUGCAGGACGAUUUACUGAGUGAUUUUGGUACUUUGAAUGAGAAACUAGCCAGUAUUGCCCAGGAAAUAAGUAGUGUAAGCUCAUUAGAUGAUGUGGAACGAUUGAAAUCGACUUACGGUAAUUUGACGAUUCUAUCACAGAUUGAAUUCACACUCAAGUCCAAGAGGGAACUGGAAGAACAAUUGGAAAAUGCUGAACAGAUUGAAAGUCUCUUAAGACAGUUAAAUGGGUUAGAGACAACAGAAUAUAAGCAGCUUAAGGAUAUGCAUGACAAAAUAUUAACCUUGGUAGAGUCAGAUAUUUCAAUGAAAGUUAUCAAUAGGUUUAAUGAAAUUGUCACAUCUCAUGCCUUGGAAUUGAGUAAAAAGUUUGAGAAAGAUUUACUAGAAGCUCGGUGUGACACCCCUCAGUUUGUUUAUUCAGAAAGAGUUAUUAGGGAUUUACGUGAACAGUCAAGUUAUUUAUUUAAACUCUCUCAACUCAUUCUCCCUGAACCAAAAUCGGAGCAGUAUUGGAAUUUUGUUUGCUUAGCUAACAAUUUUAAAAUUAAGUUCAUUUAUCAUUUUACAAAUCCCUCUUCAGAAUCAGAGAAGCAAUCAAUAGAAAAUUACUUUAAGUUUCUUGACAAAUAUUUGGAUGAAAACCUCUUCAAGUAUAUUGAAUAUUUCCAUGAUGAGGAGGUGACCAAAUCCGUAAUUCACAAAAAAUUCGUUGAUCACAUCCUUGAUCCUGUCCGUGAGAAAAUACAGGCUACAUUAACUAAGAUUUCCACUUCUAAUUCACCAGCGGAUAUUAAAACAUUAGUGAUUUUAAUUUCUCAAAUAUUCAUAACUGACAAUGCUUUACUAAAAAAUCAUUUAUAUGAUGGUGUUGGUUUAGUAUCGUUAAUCCCUCUUGAGGCAUUGAAAGUUUGGCAGAAUUUCGAAGUUGAAUCUGCGACGUCUCAAUUCGAAAAAAUCACUUCUAAUAAAUCAUUAUCAACCAAAAGUAGUGUUGACUUUUCAAAGUUAUUGGAAAACAUGUAUAAGUAUUUGGAACCUUUUUUCAAUAUUGAUUAUCAUGUAUUGUUCCCCAUAAAAUUCCAAUUGGCUGAUCAAAUAUUCAUACAACUACCCAUAAAAUACAGGGCAUUCUUACUUUCUAAAGAUGUGGGCAUGAACUCAUUAUCACAAGAACAACAGUUAGAAAAUACAUUUCUGAGGUUGCACAAUCUGCUGCUUCUAUACAAUACAUUAGCACUGUUCUGCCAUAAGGUCACGUUCAUUGAAAUGAAAAACACAAUAAACCGGACAACUAAUUCCAACUAUGAUAGCAUCUUUGAUGAAGUUUUAGGAAAUUAUGAUGACGCUUUGGUUAUACUUCGGGACUCUAUAGUCCAUAGGUGGGUGAAGAAAUUAAGCAAUGCCCUACGUAAUUACUUUAAAUUUAAUGAAUGGCACAAAAUUUCAGCUGAACCAGAACAAUGCAGUCCUGAUUUGGUGGAGGCCUUGAGUUUGAUGAAGAAAAUCACAAGGAUGCUGGAAGAGUAUUCAUACCCCGUUAAUAUUUUGGACGAGAUAAAAGUUACAAUGUUGGAAAAUAUAAUCAAUUUCUACUUGAACUAUAUUGUUAAGCUGAAUAAAUUCAGUGAAAAAGGUUUAGAUCAAUUGCAGUUUGAUUUUGAAUCAAUAAGGGAAACAUUAAAUCUUUCUUAUGACAGAUAUUUAAUCUCAGAGGAGGCGUCUUUACUGGAGUAUUUCAAAAUAUUAGAAUUAAAGUUCUCUGCUGAUCCCAUACAUUCCGAAUUUUUAAAAAAGGGUUACAUCUCCAAGAAGCAAUCUGAUGAUUUCCAGGAUUUAAGAUCCUUGUUGGAUAUUAGGCACUUAGACGCUAAUGAAAUAGCAGAUGCUCUAUAUAGAUCUAUAUAA
Messenger RNA from Eremothecium cymbalariae DBVPG#7215, 2010 nucleotides. RefSeq names its product Tip20p (gene TIP20). Gene Ontology annotation, cellular component: Dsl1/NZR complex. The record is from RefSeq and is a predicted model, not a curated record. Gene Ontology annotation, biological process: regulation of ER to Golgi vesicle-mediated transport; retrograde vesicle-mediated transport, Golgi to endoplasmic reticulum; endoplasmic reticulum to Golgi vesicle-mediated transport. The transcript has a single exon. The coding region runs from base 1 to 2010 and encodes 669 amino acids. NCBI's taxonomy places the organism in Eukaryota, Fungi, Ascomycota, Saccharomycetes, Saccharomycetales, Saccharomycetaceae.